Cyphellophora europaea CBS 101466 is the source of this 792-nucleotide messenger RNA. RefSeq lists its product as uncharacterized. The coding region runs from base 1 to 792 and encodes 263 amino acids. The record is from RefSeq and is a predicted model, not a curated record. NCBI's taxonomy places the organism in Eukaryota, Fungi, Ascomycota, Eurotiomycetes, Chaetothyriales, Cyphellophoraceae. The transcript has 2 exons.
AUGGCGGACUCGACACACAGGGCCAGAUUGACUCCAUUGACUCUGCACACGUUUGCAACAGCACCGAAUCCGGCCAAGAUCGCCAUUGCGUUGGAGCUGCUUCAGAUUCCCUAUCAAAUCAAGAUAUGGGAAUUCGGCGCUGAUCCCGACAGAGGAGUGAAGUCGGCGAAAUUUGCGCCGUUGAGUGAGAACGGAAGAGUUCCAGUCCUAGAAGAUCCCAACACAGGCGUGACUGCAUGGGAAAGCGGAGCGGUAAUGAGUUACCUUCGUCGGCUGUAUGACAAGGAGGACAGAAUUCUUGGACUAGCAGGCAAGACUAGCGACGCAGUUGUAUCGGAGCAAGAUCGAGUCGAUUUCGAGAAGUGGGAGCUGCUCCUGUUGACGACGGUUGGCCCAAUGAGCGGGCAGUUGGUCUUCUUCACACACUACCAUCCGACGCAGAUCCCGGAUGCGAUCGAGAGGUACGCACAGCAGGUGUAUCGCUGCUACGACCUGCUCGAAGGCCAGCUUGCCAAGUCAAAGGGCAGGAGCAUCAUACCCGGCGGAGUCACCGCCGUUGACCUUCAUUGGAUCGUGUGGACAUCGCAGCCACAUUUUCUUGGACUGUCCCUGGACCGAUACCCGUUGAUGCAGAAGUGGAUUAGCAACAUUGUCUCGAUGAAAGAGGUGCAGAAUGCUUUCAAGAAGAUCCAGGAGGCAGCAAUAGCAGCUGGCACAGCAAAUAUGGAUGCAGACGGCAACAUCAAAGGUGCAGACCAAAGCUUGCUGCGAGCUGUUAGAGAAGGCAAUUGA